AUGUUGCACCCCACGUACAUGGCCAGGAAGGCCAGAUUCCACAAGGAAGCUGUGCUUCUAGGGAUUGUUUGCGCCUUGGUCAUCUUGCUCCUCCUCCCAAGGCAACGAGCCUUCCCCCGAUUGCCCACGAAGGCAUCGGAGAAUGGGCCGCCCCAUCCAGUACAGUUGCUACACCAACAGGCCAUUCGCGACUUCCAAGAACUCCUAUCUCAGCAGUCACAGAGUCCGGAUGAGGCAGCCGCCGAGUAUCAAGAGCGGUACGGCAAGCCGCCGCCGCCAGGCUUCAAGGAAUGGGUCAAGUACGCCUUGCGACAGCACUCACCGAUAAUCGAUGACUUCGAUACCGUCUUCGAGAAUGUGGAGCCCUUUCACCAGUACUCUCCAGAGAGGUUGAAGAACCUGAUGGAGAAGGCAACCGCGGGCGACAACGCGGCUGCAACGCUAUGCUCAUACACCAAGGCUGAUGGGUUUCAGGACUGCGCCUACUUUGCCGACGUCAUGGAAUGGAUAUUUGGAGACGCGAAGAAGCGCCUUCCAGAUAUAAAAGUCCCGGUCAACACUCUCGACGAGCCCUCGGUGCUGCUGAUGAACGAUGCAAACGAUGACAUGGCCUCCGAGUGGCCCAACCUGGCUCGCCAGAACAUCGUGGAGAAAGUGGCCGAGGCAUGCAUGGUCCGGGGGCAAACCACGGUGGACAGGCUCCUGACAAACAAAGUCGAGACAUUUGGGCUGCCUUUCGUGCAGAGCGUCGAGGAAGAGAAGGAUCUGUGUCUCCAUCCGGAGUACAAGGACUACCACGGCUUCCUGAACUCCCCGACCAGUUUCAGACAGCUCGGCACCGCCGUGCCUCUGCUGUCAAGGGCGGCCCCAUAUCCCUUCUCCGAUAUCCUCAUGCCAUCGCCCCACUACGCCUUCCCCCACAACCUUUACAAUAGGAUACUCGACACGCCAUGGCACAAAAAGAAAAAUGCCGUGUUCUGGCAUGGCUCCACGACCGGUGGUCAUUGGCACAAGGACACUUCAUGGCGGCACGGCCACCGCCAACGGCUCGCGAUCUUGGCCAACAUGCACGCAAAGGGCCAGAACUACACAUACCUGCAGCCAGCCAACGACACUGGGCGGGCCAGCGACCCCUGGCACACGUAUACGACGCCCCACCUCGACCGCAAGCUGUACAACGUACACAUCUCCGCGGCACUGCAGUGCGACGAUGACGAGUGCGAGCAGCAGGCGCGCUUCUUCCACAUCGACGAGCACAGCGACCAGCCGCCGACGCAGCCGUACCGGUACCGGUUCGCGUUCGACAUCGACGGCAACAGCUACAGCGGGCGCUUCCACAAGGCCCUGGCCGGCCACACGACGCCGCUCAAGAUGAGCAUCUUCCGCGAGUGGCACGACGAGCGCCUCAUCCCCUGGCUGCACUACGUCCCCGUCAGCCAGAGCAUGGACGAGCUGCCCGAGCUGAUGCGCUUCCUCGCCACCACCGAGGAGGGCCAGGAGGUCGCCUUCCGCAUCGCCGAGGAGGGCAGGAAGUGGUACCACCGCGCGCUCACGCCGGUGCACCAGGGGCUGUAUCUUUAUCGGUUGUUUCUGGAAUUGGCGUGGCUUUUGGACCCGGAGCGGCCUGUGGAGUAG
Molecule: messenger RNA, 1635 nt
Organism: Diaporthe citri
Lineage: Eukaryota; Fungi; Ascomycota; Sordariomycetes; Diaporthales; Diaporthaceae
Exons: 1
Coding region: 1-1635 (544 amino acids)
Source: RefSeq, a predicted model, not a curated record